Zychaea mexicana is the source of this 1736-nucleotide messenger RNA. RefSeq lists its product as uncharacterized. The transcript has 3 exons. NCBI's taxonomy places the organism in Eukaryota, Fungi, Mucoromycota, Mucoromycetes, Mucorales, Lichtheimiaceae. The record is from RefSeq and is a predicted model, not a curated record. Bases 119 to 1672 code for a protein of 517 amino acids.
CUGCAAGCUCGAAAAACGCGUUUCUUUAACUUUCAUGUGCUCCUGCCUAUAAUUUUAACAUAUCUCGUGUCUCUCUCUCUCUCUCGUUCCCUGUGUGUUCCUAAUCCAAUCAGCAGAAAUGUUUAAUUCCAGAAACCGUCCUAAAGGCCAGGGACAACCGUUCUCACUAAAGAGUGACUCUGUUCCCAAAGACGCGAAAGACAGUUUAAGUCAAAUGUUUGACCGGAACACACCAACUAGUACUAGUACUCGCUCAUCGAGUCGAAUACAACAACGACGAGAAAGCUUAGAAAAGGCAGACACGUCAAACAAAUCGUCGUCUCAACACAUUGACGUGCCACGGAAAAGAGGACGUGCCAACAACAACUACAAGACUGCCAAAAGUAAAGUAGCUACGACUCGAACAGCCCAUGAAGACGACGAUUUCCAGGAGCAGCCUAGAGUGCCACAAGGCAAUAAUAAGAUGCAACAGAAACGGCAUCGAACGAAUGCCAAAGGAAAAGGCAGAUUAGAAAACAAAGAAGAGCAACCGGAAGAAGAGGUGGCUGUAGUUCCAAAACUUAUGCUUUUUACAUCGAAACGUAAAGUGAACGGUGCACCUAGUACAACGGCGGAUAAAAAGCAACGAGAAGAAGAUCAGCGCAAAAAGCAGCAAGAGAUUGCAGAGCUAUCGUUUUCGAGUCAAAUCGAUGAAGAGGAUAGCAACGACGAAGAGGAAGAAAGCAAAGUAGAAUGUCCCUUCUGUCAUACCAAACUGUGUACGCGUAAAAAACUUCCCGAAAGUAUACGCUUAGCACUCAAGAUUGUCAAACGGAAGGACAAGAAAUACGUAAAGGAAGAGACGGAACGGAUAAAGCAACGCGCCAGCGCCAAGCAUCAACAGUUUCUUGAAAAGCGACUACAUGUACAACGCAAAGCAUCCAACAUGGAGCAAUACUCGUUCUGCCGAUUGCAUCGCGUCGAACUCGUGAUCAAACCCGACGGUGCGCGAAAAGAAUACCCUUUGGAUAUCGACUUUGACAGCCUCGAGGGCCGGAUACACGAAAUGAAGAAAGAGCUUGCAUUAGUGGUGAAUGGGAAGGUUGAGAGUCAAUUCCGCGAGUUAGCGCUUAAAUCCUAUGAAGAGGAUGGUGUUAAUAAAGCCAGAAGCACCAUGGCUGUCAUGUCACGAUUCGAUAAAACUUUGCCCGGAUACUACGGCUCAAAGGGUGCGGCAAUUAUUCUUGAAGUGCUGAACGCAAUGUUCCUCCACUCGGGCGAACUGACUGUAAAACAAACGCAACCACAGCUCCCACUCGAAUACGUACAACAAGUUCUGGUACCCGAAGCAGGUCUUCGGCUAAUCCUAAAAGACCUCCAGACAAAACAAAAAGAAAAGCAAAAGCAACAAAAACGACAAACGCAAAAAGGAGACCAGGACAUCAAAUCGCUCUUUGAGCGACAGAAGGAAGGCGGCGGUGACCCCUCUCCCGCGAACGAUGACAUUGUUGAUAUGGCUAAAGCGAUGCAAGUCAUGACCGAAAGUACAGAGUUUGGAUGUCUGGUUUAUCCGGCAAACACAGAAGACGUUGGAGAAUUUGCAGAGGAAAACUUUGUCGACCUCACCUCAAGUGAUGACGAGGAUGACGACUCGCUUCUUGAUAGCAGUAGUAGUAGCGAGGACGACAAGUGAUAAUUUAUUAGGGAGGAAGAUUAAAUAUAAGAUAGAUUCUUGUUGUGCAUUGAUAAUUUUGACA